CCAACAAAGAAAUGAGGCGUAGAAAAAGAAGCCGCGAAGACCCUUUUAUAGUAACGGUUGCUAGCAGCUGUUACCUUACAUCAUUUGUUAGCGUUUGACUCCACAAAGGAAACGCCUUUCGUCGCCUGAAUCGACUGUUAACCUUCCAUUGGUACCAUCAGUGCAAUUAAUUCCUCGACAAUGUCGGAUGGCCGGAUCUAUGUCGGAAAUCUUCCCAUGGAUGUCCAGGAGAGGGACGUUGAGGAUCUGUUCUACAAAUAUGGAAAAAUUCGUGAGAUUGAAUUGAAGAACAAUAGAGGCACUAUCCCCUUUGCCUUUAUCCGAUUUGAAGACCCACGGGAUGCAGAUGAUGCUGUCUAUGGAAGGAAUGGAUAUGGAUAUGGAGACUCCAAACUUCGUGUAGAGUAUCCCCGAUCCUCUAGUAAAUUUGGCCCAACGGGUGGUGGCGGCGGCGGCGGCGGUGGUGGUGGUGUUGGAGGAGGACCAAGAGGAAGAUUUGGACCUCCAACACGAAGGUCUGAAUUCCGCGUCGCAGUGACUGGAUUACCGCCAAGUGGCAGUUGGCAGGAUCUGAAGGAUCACAUGCGUGAGGCAGGCGACGUUUGUUUUGCCGACGUACAACGGGACGGGGAGGGUGUGGUGGAAUUUCUUCGCCGUGAGGACAUGGACUAUGCCUUACGACGCCUGGAUCGCACAGAGUUCCGUUCGCACCAAGGUGAGACCGCAUACAUCCGCGUCUUCGAGGACCGGGACACCCCCAACUGGGGUCGCUCGCGGUCCCGCUCCAGAUCCAGAGGCCGAUUUUCACCUCCUUACAGAGGAUCACCGCCGCCACGCUACCAGUCCCCUCCUCGCCAUACUAUGUCACGCCAUAGUCCACCUCGGAGGCACGGACUGCCCAGCCAUAGCCCACCGCCACGUCAUUACAGAUGAAAGCUCAAUUUUGAUCCAGGAAAAGAAUGAGAGUUUUGUAACUGCCUUUUUAUUUUAAUUCCUUUUUUUUUUAACCCACAGGCAGCCAGCCUUAGAACACGCUUUAUUGCUAUUUACAUUCCAUGUUCCCUAUUUCUUUCCUUGGCCUUAACCCUGGAUUCCAUGUUCUUUUCAUAGGCCUAAGUUUUCUCUAAACAAAAUGUUGAUUCGUCUGAUGUGCAUUACGUUAUGUAGCUUGUUUGGUGAACUAAUCCUUGAAAUGUCCAUCUUAAUAAAUCCAGUUUACUUCAUGUUAUAUCAAGCACUCACACAUUUAAAAAAUGAUAUCAAACUGUGAUGCUAUUCAGUAUCUUCUAAAUCAGAUUCCUAAAUGUUUUCAAAUACUGAUUCAUGUUGGCUGUUCACUAUUUUUUUUUUACCAAUAAAAUGUUUGAUUUGCAGAC
Nerophis ophidion (straightnose pipefish) is the source of this 1376-nucleotide messenger RNA. RefSeq names its product serine and arginine rich splicing factor 9 (gene srsf9). The transcript is spliced from 5 exons. Gene Ontology annotation, cellular component: nucleus; cytoplasm; ribonucleoprotein complex. Bases 181 to 933 code for a protein of 250 amino acids. The record is from RefSeq and is a predicted model, not a curated record. Gene Ontology annotation, molecular function: mRNA binding. Lineage: Eukaryota; Metazoa; Chordata; Actinopteri; Syngnathiformes; Syngnathidae.